CCCACAGUGUAGGGUGGGAAUCCAAUAUGGCGGCGCCCGUGGUCAUGAGUCUGGAGCCUGUGCAAAUGAGUCAUAAGAAAAAACGAGCUUAUUUGAAGAAAGAAAAACGAAGAAAAAAGAGGCAGGCUCUUGCAAAAUUAAGAGAUUUAGAAGAAAACAAAGAGGACAACAUUUCUGAAGAUGAACUGGAAGAUGAAAAUGUUAAUGAAAUUGAAAGACAAAAACAUCAUGAAGAAUGGCUGCUUCGGGAGCAGAAAGCGCAGGAAGAAUUCCUUCUAAAAAAGGAGAGGGAGGAAGCUGUGAGAAAACGUGAAGAGGACGAGAGAAAGUUAAUAGAAGAAUGGCGAAAACAGGAAGAAGAAAAAGAGAAAAAUGAAAACCAGGAGCAACAACAGAAGAAGAAAGACAGAGAGGAGGCUGUACAGAAGAUGCUGGAUGAAGCAGAAAAUCAGCUGGAGAAUGGCGAUACUUUUCAUAACCCAGAAACCCCGAAAGGAUAUGGCACAGAAAGGGAUAGAGCAAAUUGUCCAUUCUAUAUAAAAACUGGAGCUUGCAAGUUUGGGGAAAGGUGUUCUCGCAGGCACAACUAUCCAUCUUGUAGCCAAACACUCCUUAUACGUGGUAUGUUUAUAACAUAUGGUAUGGAGCAGUGCAGACGGGAUGAUUAUGACACCGAUGCCGGUCUCGAAUAUGGUGAAGAAGAGAUAUACCAGCACUUUUUAGAUUUCUACGCUGACGCGGUUCCUGAAUUUAAAAGCGUUGGCAAAUUGGUUCAGUUCAAGGUUAGCUGCAAUUUUGAGCCCCACUUAAGAGGAAACGUAUAUGUUCAAUACCAAACGGAGGAAGAAUGCUUGCAGGCAUUUUCCUUGUUUAAUGGUCGAUGGUAUGCAUCGCGACAGCUUCAGUGUGAGUUCUCACCAGUAACUAGAUGGAGAACCGCUAUAUGUGGUUUAUUUGAAAGACAGAAGUGUCCCAGAGGGAAGCACUGUAACUUCCUUCAUGUGUUUAAGAAUCCAAAUAAUGAAUUUUGGGAAGCAAACAGAGACUUCCAUUUGUCCCCUGAUAGAAAUAGCACCUCAGACAGGAGAGAAUGGUCAGGACGUUUAGAAGAGCAUGGCUUCUCCAAGCGGCAUCAUAGUCCAAGCCCUGAUUACUCAAGCAAGCGAAAUGGGGAAUCUAAGAGGCACAAAAGUAGCCAUCAUCACAAAAACAAGAAGCAUCGGUCACGCCGAUCGAGAAGCCGAGAAAGGCGGUCACGCAGCAGGGGCCGAAAAAAGCAUAAGCACAAGAUCCGCAGUCCUUCCAGAUCCAGAAGCCGCAACAGACUGUCCAGAAGCAGAUCUGGAAGCUGCAACAGAAGAUCGAAAAGCCGGGACAGAUGGUCCAAAAGCAGAUCUGGAAGCCGCAGCAAGAGAUCGAGAAGCCAGAAAAGACGGUCCAAAAGCAGAUCUGGAAGCCGCAGCAAGAGAUCGAGAAGCCAGAACAGACGGUCCAAAAGCAGAUCUGGAAGCCGCAGCAAGAGAUCGAGAAGCCAGAACAGAUGGUCCAAAAGCAGAUCUGGAAGCCGCAGCAAGAGAUCUAGAAGCCGGAACAGACGAUCCAAAAGCAGAUCUGGAAGCCGCAACAAGAGAUCUAGAAGCCGGAACAGACGAUCCAAAAGCAGAUCUGGAAGCCGCAACAAGAGAUCGAGAAGCCGGGACAGACGAUCCAAAAGCAGAUCUGAAAGCCACAGCAGGAGGUCCAGAAGCUUUGAUAGGCGGUCCAAAAGUAGAGAAAAAUCUGAGAGCCCCACAAGUCAGAAAUAGCAGACAAGGUAUUGUGGUAAAUCAAAAAUAAAAAGGCAAUGGAAGCCAUUUUGGCUUAUGGACUCUCGUGGAUGCUAUGUAUCCUCAUUUAAGGAUUAUCAACAAGAUUUCUUCGGAUUAACAACAUAGCCAAGGUUGCCCUGAAACACAUCGCAAUGAAUGUCUAUCUUUCUACAUUGACUUAUAAAUGGUCCAGUGGCUGAAUGCAGGUGUCUUUGAGGAAAUGCCAUUUUGUACAGUUGUAUGAAAAAAUGUAAAUACUUUUAAAUAAAGCUAGUUUGAAAUGAA
Molecule: messenger RNA, 2093 nt
Organism: Pelobates fuscus (common spadefoot toad)
Lineage: Eukaryota; Metazoa; Chordata; Amphibia; Anura; Pelobatidae
Gene: ZRSR2
Product: zinc finger CCCH-type, RNA binding motif and serine/arginine rich 2
Exons: 12
Coding region: 27-1805 (592 amino acids)
Biological process (GO): mRNA splicing, via spliceosome
Cellular component (GO): spliceosomal complex; U2AF complex
Molecular function (GO): metal ion binding; pre-mRNA 3'-splice site binding
Source: RefSeq, a predicted model, not a curated record